AGAUCAGAGAGGACUUCCUGGAAGAAUAUGAAACAGGCAGAGGGACAGAGACACAGACUCUGUUGCUAUGGUUACCCCCCUCUUCAGCUGUGGCACCCAUCAUUGCUGAAUGACAUAAAACACAUCACUACUGGAGCUCCAGCACAAGAAAGUCUCCACAAACACCAGGUUUCUGAAGUUUCUGGUUUUAUUCUACGACAUAAAACACGUCAGUAAAUUCCCCAUUCCUGAUUCUUGAAGCUUUUAUAUUCUCUGUUGCUAUCAAGCAUCUGAAUGAGACGACAGAGGUUUUAGGGGACGUUAAAUGUCAUUAUGUUGAACAUGAAAAUCGAUCUACUCACCAGUCCACCUUUAGAGCCUCGUUAACUCAGCAGUCCACCUUUAGAGCCUCUCUGUGUGUUUAUACAAACCGUCACUAACUCUGUCAGAGGAAGAGCUUUUGUAGAAGAGGUCAGAGAGGAAUCAAACUACAAGCUGAAGUUUAGUGGUGUUGAUGUUGACGUCAUGUGACCCUGGUGAAGUUGGUUUAUAGUCCAACAUUAGCUUUUUUUACUUCUCAUUGUUUUGAGGCUUCAAACAUCAAACAGUGAUGUUCAUUAGUGAAGAUGAUGCUGCUGAACUAAACCUCAGGAUCAGAAAACUGUUGUUAUUUUCUCUAAUAAUCCAAAACACAACGGAGAAAUCCUAUUGGCUGUUUGUGGAGGGAACCAGGGUGAAGCUAACUUCAGGUGGACCACAAACAUACUUCAUCCUGCUGCAGUCUAUAAUCCUGGUAAUGACACAGUUAACUGUAACAUGAACCAGUAGAGAAUCUACUCUCUCUGAUUGGUCAGAACCCUAUAAUCUACCUGGAGUCACCUCUGUGCAGGUUGGUGAUUGGUUUGUAGUUUUCAACAAAGAAAGAGAAAGUAAAGAAGCGGAGCAAGUCAACAGGAAGCAGGUUGAACAGGUUGGACAGAUUCCUGAUCAUCGAUCAAUAUGUUUGUCAUCCGGCUGAUGAUUGUCUCUCUGUUCGUCCAUCAGGUGAUGAGUUCAGGUUCAGGACGACACUCCCUGUGGGUGCUGGCCUCCUACAUCUCAGGGACGACCCCGUUUCCAGAGUUCUCUGUGGUCCUGAUGUUGGACGACGUCCAGGUGGGUUACUAUGACUCAGAGCUGGACCGAAUGACGAGGGUCGGCAGGGCAGGUGAGGAGGGGGCGGAGCUGGGCCUGCGCCAGGAGGUCGUGUCCGUGUUGCGGGAAAUGUUCUCCAACAUGGGUAGGAGGCUGACGCUGGUCAAACACCGCUUCAACCUGACGUCGGGAGUCCACGUCCAGCAGAGAGUGACGGGCUGCGAGGUGCUGGAGGACGGACAGCCGGCGCUCAUCAUGUUCAGGGACGGGUCCAACGGGCAGGACGCCGACAGCCUCAUGUACAACAUGACACACUUCACAUACGCCGGCAGGGAGGGCGGGGAGAUCCAGUGGGACGCUGUGAAGAAGACAUACUUCCAGAUGCUCUAUUCAAAUAUCUACCUGCCCCUCUGUGUCCGGACUCUCAGGACCCUCCUCGACAGGGAAAAGCACCUGGUGAUGCGUCGGGUCCGACCUCGAGUCCGCCUCAUAAAUAAACAGGUAGUGGGCGGGGCUCAGGUCACCUGUCUGGCUACAGACUUCUACCCUCGCCACAUCAACCUGACGCUGCUGCGGGACAGCCGGCCCGUGGACGAGGACGAGCUGACCGGCGGCUCAGUGCUGCCCAACGGUAACGGCCUCUACCAGGUGAGGAAGACGCUGACGGUCGGCAACGAGGAGCUGCGGAGAAAACACAACUACACCUGCACCACCUCUCACCUGAGCCUGGACAACCGGCUGGAGGUGAGCUGGAGGGCCGAGUUCUCCCGCUCUUACAGGGUUCACAUCAUCUCUGCUCCUGUCGGCCUGAUGGUCGCUGUCCUCCUGCUGCUGGUGCUGCUGUGGAGGAGGAGGAGGAGCAGGAGGUCAGAGGGCGUCGCCAUGGAAACACAGGAGCAGCCAGAGGAGCAUGAGCUCUAAAUGAAGAAAGGUGAUUCAGACACAGAAACAAUACACACCAGGUGUGUGCAACCUGCAGCAGGGUUACACCUGAGCAGGUGAUGUCACCUGUGGAGUCUUUAUGGAUGAAGACCCGUGAAAGACGUACCAAUACCUGAUAUUCAUACUUUUCUUUUCAUAGUUAUUUUAACUAGUUCCUGUAGUUUCAUGUGUAAUCUGCAUCAUAUCUUUAUGGAGUGCUUUCUUUGUCAAGUCUUUGAAUUUGAACUAUUCAGUGAAUACAGCUGGCGGAUUAAUGCAGUACAGUAGAAGUAUACAGUAACCAGUAAAGUACCUCCAAACUGAAACUGUAGUAAUUGUACUUGAAGUAAUUGUACUCAGUUUUCAGGACUGGACUGUGUGGUAAAGAUACUGUCUCAACUAAUGGGAUCAAUAAUGAUUUAAAAAGGUAAAAAGUGUUUUUCAUCACCACAACAUAAAGCCAUUAUAUAAUA
Molecule: messenger RNA, 2507 nt
Organism: Seriola aureovittata
Lineage: Eukaryota; Metazoa; Chordata; Actinopteri; Carangiformes; Carangidae
Product: hereditary hemochromatosis protein homolog
Exons: 2
Coding region: 979-2034 (351 amino acids)
Biological process (GO): immune response
Cellular component (GO): external side of plasma membrane
Source: RefSeq, a predicted model, not a curated record